AUGCAGGCCAAGUUCAAUGUUGAUCACAUCAGGGCACAGGACCAGCCCGCCAUGAUAGCCGUUAUGGCCGUUGAAAACAACAUCUUUAUCUCGUCCAGCCAGAAGGGAGACGGCCCUUCUCUAUACGGCUACGGCCCCCAGCACCCCAAACCACGAGUCGUCGCUGCCCUUAACCGGUGCCAAGCCAGACUACAGAGCCAAAAGAAGGUCCCAGUCAACCAGAAGCAUCGAACCGAGGCCGGCUGUGCGGAGAUUUUCGCUGUUCACCAGUACCAUUUGGACAGCGAUAGCUCGCAGCAAGCUAACAAUCACCCACGCUCCAUCCGCAUCGUGGCCUACGGUAAAGGGGGCCGGACAGGCGUCGCAGGCCCUCAAAACCCCUGUGGCGGCGGUGAAGUCGUUAACCAAGAGGGUCGCCUAACGUGGGGGUGCAAGCAGUUCAUGGCGGACGAAGGGAUCGUCGUGCCACGGAAGCCCGGCAAGAAAGUCGACAUAAAACUACCACAGCCGUUCCCAACGUUCACCCAUAAGCAAAUUAGCAUCGUACCCCAAGCCUCUCCACGCCGAGCGCGCCUAGAGGGGCAAGCAUCAAGGAACCAGCCAGCAGGGAUGCUUCGCAGAACAUCCGCCAAGCCAAUAGACACCAUAUUCUAG
Molecule: messenger RNA, 654 nt
Organism: Colletotrichum aenigma
Lineage: Eukaryota; Fungi; Ascomycota; Sordariomycetes; Glomerellales; Glomerellaceae
Exons: 3
Coding region: 1-654 (217 amino acids)
Source: RefSeq, a predicted model, not a curated record